AUGGCUUCCGCAACAACCUUCUUCGACUUUACACCCAAGGAUAAGCGCGGGCAAGACUAUCCUCUAUCGCAGCACAAGGGCAAAGUCAUCCUCGCAGUCAACACCGCCUCCAAGUGCGGGUUCACCCCUCAAUUCGCCGGGCUCGAAGAGUUGAACAAGAAGAUAUCUGAGAAAUAUCCCGAUCAAUUCGUCAUCAUUGGAUUUCCCUGCAAUCAGUUUGGUGGGCAGGAUCCUGGCUCGAAUGACCAGAUACAAGAGUUUUGCCAGGUGAACUAUGGCGUGACUUUCCCAGUCUUGGGAAAGACCGAUGUGAAUGGAAGCAAGGCUGAACCGGUGUUUGAAUGGCUGAAGUCGGAAAAGCCGGGCCUGUUGGGCUUGAAGAGGAUAAAGUGGAAUUUUGAGAAGUUCUUGAUCGGUCGCGAUGGUCAGGUUAUCCAACGAUAUUCGAGUGUGGCCAAGCCGGAGGGCAUUGAGAAGGAUAUCAUCCACGAGAUUGAGAAGUCGAAGUCAGGUUAG
Molecule: messenger RNA, 516 nt
Organism: Capronia epimyces CBS 606.96
Lineage: Eukaryota; Fungi; Ascomycota; Eurotiomycetes; Chaetothyriales; Herpotrichiellaceae
Product: glutathione peroxidase
Exons: 1
Coding region: 1-516 (171 amino acids)
Biological process (GO): response to oxidative stress
Molecular function (GO): glutathione peroxidase activity
Source: RefSeq, a predicted model, not a curated record